AUGAAAGAUUACAAACCAGAUAUUUUAAUUAUGCUAAAGCUGAAGGUUGAUAUCAAAGUGGAUUUCUUUGUUUGUGAGAUAAAAAAACCAGGUAGUUCAUCAAAUAAGUAUGAAACCGGUUUCGUCAAGUCCCAACGAGAGAUGAAAGCAAUUAUUGACCAACAAAUUGAUUUGGGUGUUAACAAUCCAGUCUGCUACGGUCUUUUAGUUGAAGGCUAUGAUUGUUAUCUAUAUCAAAUGUCUCUUGAAUACGAAGCUGAAUAUCGAUCUCGUCUAAUAGCCCAAUUUCGUACUUUACGAGAUGCUCUGGAUAUCAUGAUCUUACUACCUGCUAUUAAUAUACUAUCAUAUCUUGAUGUAAUUAUAUAUAUAUUUCUUUUCACGAAUUGA
Messenger RNA from Cokeromyces recurvatus, 390 nucleotides. RefSeq lists its product as uncharacterized. The coding region runs from base 1 to 390 and encodes 129 amino acids. NCBI's taxonomy places the organism in Eukaryota, Fungi, Mucoromycota, Mucoromycetes, Mucorales, Mucoraceae. The transcript has 2 exons. The record is from RefSeq and is a predicted model, not a curated record.